This is a messenger RNA of Priapulus caudatus, 3678 nucleotides long. RefSeq names its product kinesin light chain-like. Gene Ontology annotation, biological process: microtubule-based movement. Gene Ontology annotation, cellular component: kinesin complex; membrane-bounded organelle; cytoplasm. The transcript is spliced from 17 exons. Gene Ontology annotation, molecular function: kinesin binding. The record is from RefSeq and is a predicted model, not a curated record. The coding region runs from base 348 to 2132 and encodes 594 amino acids. NCBI's taxonomy places the organism in Eukaryota, Metazoa, Priapulida, Priapulimorpha, Priapulimorphida, Priapulidae.
GAGAGUCUUCCAUUUUUACCCGAGUCCUGUGUGUGUGUGUGUGUGUGUGUGUGUGUGUGUGUGUGUGUGUAUGUGUGUGUGUACCUUCGAGCAAAGUUUUGUAUUGACAGAGAGUAUGGUAGGCGCCGAAGACGCGUGGUGAACAGUGGGUGGCAAAGUGCCCGGCUAUUAACCCCUGUAAGCUUCCCAUCUGUAACUGGAGCCGGAACAGGCGAGUCUGCGAACAAUACUGAUAUCUCAGUUGGUGCUAUCGUCGUCGUCGUCGUCGUCGUCGUCGUCGUCGUUAUUGCUGUUGUUGUUGUUGUUUAUCGUGCGGGUUUUUAAGCGGACAGCUUAGUGGCGUCACCAUGGAGACUUCCACAUCGGCAGCGGAUCAGUAUCGAAUAAAGAAGAUAGAGUCCAUAGGCAAGAUGACCGCUCUGUCGCAGGACGAGAUAGUGACGAGCACUAAGACGGUGGUGCAGGGGCUGGAUGCACUGCGCAACGAACACAAUGCCAUUCUCAACGGUCUCAUGUCCUCAAUCAAGGUACGAACAUGUAACGUUGGUGGUAACAAUGACAACAUGCUCUUACUCAAGGUACGAACAUGUAACGUUGGUGGUAACAAUGACAACAUGCUCUCACUCAAGGUACGAACAUGUAACGUUGGUGGUAACAAUGACAACAUGCUCUUACUCAAGGUACGAACAUGUAACAUAUGUGGUAACAAUGACAACAUGCUCUCACUCAAGAACGAGGAGAGCACGAUCAGCGAGAAGUCUGUGCUGUCGAACAAGGAGGAGCCACUCGAUCUCGGCUUCCCGGAGGAUGAGGAUGACAACAACCUGCUCGUGCGUGAGCUUGUACUAAAUGAUGUGAAAGCCAUGCAAUUAGUGGAUGAUCGACCUGCUAUAAGGCUGGAAGUGUCUAUAGUCCUAAGGUCUAUGGGUCGCUACGAGGUCGCUGUGCCUCUGUGUAAGCAAGCUCUGGAAGACCUGGAGAAAACAAGUGGACAUGACCAUCCAGAUGUGGCAACCAUGUUGAACAUUCUCGCGCUCGUAUACAGGGACCAGAACAAGUACAAGGAAGCAGCUAACUUGCUCAACGAUGCGCUGGCAAUCAGAGAGAGAACCCUCGGGGAGAGUCACCCAGCGGUUGCGGCAACGCUGAACAAUCUGGCAGUGCUGUACGGUAAGAGAGGCAAGUACAAGGAGGCAGAGCCACUGUGUAAGAGAGCACUGGAGAUCCGAGAGAAGGUGCUUGGUAAGGACCACCCUGAUGUAGCAAAACAGCUGAACAACCUGGCUCUGCUCUGCCAGAACCAGGGCAAGUACGACGAGGUUGAAUACUACUACCAGAGGGCGCUGGAGAUAUACGAAUGCAAACUAGGGCAGGAUGAUCCUAACGUCGCCAAGACCAAGAACAAUCUGGCGUCGGCAUACCUGAAGCAGGGCAAGUAUAAGCAGGCGGAGAUUCUCUACAAGGAGGUGCUGACCCGCGCGCACGAGCGCGAGUUUGGCUCGUCCGAUGUAGAGCACAAACCCAUCUGGAAGGUGGCAGAAGAGAGGGAAGAAAAUAAGGGCAAGAACAAGGAAAACACACCAUAUGCUGAGUAUGGCGGUUGGCACAAGGCUGCUAAGGUUGACAGCCCCACAGUGAUGACUACGUUGAAGAACUUGAGCGCCCUCUACCGCCGGCAGGGCAAGUACGAGGCAGCGGAAACGCUGGAGGAUUGUGCCAUGCGCUCCAAGAAGGAGGCGCUGGACAUGGUGAGGAGCAGCAGUAAGUCGGAGCACCUGGACGGCGAGAAGCAGAAGCGACGAUCGGAGAACCGUGAACGACGACGCGAGUCGCCCGACGUCAGCGGCGGCAGUCAUCACUCCCUCGACGCAGACGAGAAGCUGAGGCGAAGCGGCUCGUUCUCUCAACUGCGCGCCUCCAUCAGACGCAGCAGCGCAAAGCUCAUACAGAAGCUGAAAGGUCGUGGAGAGUUCGGCUCGACGGGCGACCUCAGCAGCAUGAGACGAGCAAGUAGUCUGUCUGUUCUCCCAUCUGGUAGCAAAACGGACGAAGGUAUACAGCUGAGCAGCCUAGGAUCCAUGACGCGAACCGUGAGUUCGGAAGUGUUACCACGACAACGAGAGCUAGUAUGAUGUCACCAAUGCUGCCAUCUGUCUGGCGUGUACUCUUGGCAGAUUUAGGUGAUCUGGCCCGGGAUACUUUACCAUGCCAGGCCCCGAUGAGUGCGGGUUUGUUCUAAUGAAAUUUCCAUAUGACCCUGCUAGUGCGAAACAGUAAGGGUUCGUGCAAAUAAUUGUUAAGCUGGCGUUAGAGGAAGUUGUAAGAUAUUUUUUGUUUAAAUCGUUCGAGUUUGCCUCGCAUCCUCGUUUUUUUGUAAAAUUUUUUAUUGUCUUUAAAUUUAUGCAAUAAUUGCUUCAUUGCAAGUUAGACAAUGAAAGGUACAGAUGGUAUACGCGCGAGACAUGAUUUCACACGUGUGCUAGUAUCGUGUAUUUAUUUACGUGUAUGAAAUUUUAACGAUAUCAUUAAGUCAUUCUAAUUGCUCCGAUAGAUGCCGGUAGAAAGGUCAAUAGUUUGUAAAAUAUUUUUGCAGUUGCUAUGCGGCUGAUUAGUCAAUGGAAGGAAGCGUUUGAUUUUAUCGAGUGUAAUGUAAUUUUUUGUAUCGGAGGUGUAUCUAUGCGUAUGUUGUGCAUAAUUUAUUUAUUUUUAUUCGCGCUUUUUAUCCUGUAGAUAGUAAAUUGCACCGAUCAAUCACCUCAAUUUCUCGCAUUUGAAUCGAGGCAGUAUACAUGACUGAGCCAUUAUUGCCACUUAGAAAAUUCAGAAAAAAGGCCAGUAUUAUUAAAACUUGUUAUAAUAUUUUCUAACCAUAUGGACAGGUUGCUUCGUGCAAUUUUUGGUAUUCUACUAGGUAUUGUGCAGUAGGAAUUAUGCAUCCCAUCAAACAACUUGACUUGGCCACCGCAAUGACAGUGAAAAGUAAAACCGAUUACAUAAAUGUGUAUUCUUCCUCGUGGUAAAUUUGCAAGUCUUUGGCCAGAGUAAAAAAGAAUUCAGUUGUUAAGUAUAUUUAUUGUGACGUUAGACUACGAAACAGGUAGACUAUUAUUCAUAAUGAUAAAUUGAUCCACCUGGAGUGACGUAUGUGUAGCUUUAACCAAUCGGUGUUGCGAUAGGGGCAAUCUAAACAACAAUGCUUAGUUCCGAAGUGCCGCAAAGUUGACAUUUUAGCGUGCACGCGUGGCAAUCAUGUACAAACUGGCCCAGCUUGCCAGACCUGGAAACAAUAUCCCAAGGUGACAUGGUCAUCUCGCUCAGAUGGAUAGAUCAUUUAUGAUAGUUACAAUAUUAGUCUAGGUAGAUGGAUGGCAGUAGGGUGCAUACAAUCGCAGGAAACCACACUUAUAGUACAGGUGCUUUGGUGUGAUCACGUAUUGCUAAGGAUGAAUGAUUUGCUGUGAUAACAGGUGUACAGUUGUUGUUUUUUGUGGAGAUUAUUUCGUGAGUGAAUUGAUUUUUGUUUUACCGAAGCAGAUUAGUGGAUUUAUCAUUUGAACGUUUCUCCGAUCAGUGAAGACUGGAAGCUUGUCUCCUUGUCAGCCGAAUUGAUCUAUCAGUAUAUUAUUAAUGCAGAGACAUCCACACUUGAUUAAAGAGAUCAUAAAUUAAGAUUAGAAG